Lathyrus sativus (Indian pea) is the source of this 777-nucleotide messenger RNA. NCBI's taxonomy places the organism in Eukaryota, Viridiplantae, Streptophyta, Magnoliopsida, Fabales, Fabaceae. The record is from the annotation of a GenBank genome assembly.
AUGGAUCAUCAAGGGCAUAACCAAAAUCCGCCGAUGGGUGUUGUCGGUAGUGGAGGUCAAAUGCCGUAUGGAUCUAAUCCAUAUCAGCCAAACCAAAUGGCUGGGGCACCAGGAUCAGUUGUUACAGGGGGCAUGCAAUCAACUGGUCAACCUGCUGGAGCGCAGCUGGGUCAGCAUCAACUUGCUUAUCAGCAUAUUCAUCAGCAGCAACAGCAGCAACUUCAGCAACAGCUCCAAGCUUUUUGGGCAAACCAGUACCAAGAAAUUGAAAAGGUUACCGACUUCAAGAACCACAGCCUUCCCCUGGCAAGGAUCAAGAAGAUUAUGAAGGCUGAUGAGGAUGUUAGAAUGAUAUCAGCUGAGGCACCGGUCAUAUUUGCAAGGGCCUGUGAGAUGUUCAUAUUGGAGUUAACCCUGCGUUCAUGGAACCACACUGAAGAGAACAAAAGGAGGACGCUUCAGAAGAAUGAUAUUGCAGCUGCAAUCACAAGGACUGAUAUCUUUGAUUUCCUGGUUGACAUUGUGCCUCGCGAGGACCUGAAAGAUGAAGUGCUGGCAUCAAUCCCAAGAGGAACAAUGCCUGUUGGUGGACCUGCUGAUGCUCUUAACUACUGCUACAUGCCACCUCAGCAUGCCCCCCAAGUUGGUGCUGGUGGUGUCAUAAUGGGUAAGCCUGUGAUGGACCCAAAUAUGUAUGCUCAGCAGCCUCAUCCUUACAUGGCACCACAAAUGUGGCCACAGCCUCCAGACCAGCGACCACCAUCUCCAGAUCACUAG